AGUUUUGGUAAUUGGUCAAUCCAACGAGCGCGGGUUAGAUGGUUUGGUUGGUAGAUAGAAGCAGUUAAUUAAACACAACAAAAGCAUCUUACUUUGCUUCUUCACCCUUUCAACCACCUAACCGCUCCUUUAGCAGAAUCAGCACCACUCAGGUACCCACCACCACCGCCACCAAUGGGUAGAGCCUCCCUCAUAACAAUCGCAGUAGUUUUCUUAGCAAUCGGAGUAAUUAUCUCUCCUGAAACAUUCGGACCAAAAUCAACCGCUCUUUCAACUUACAUCAAACUAGCUCACCUUCUCGGUUUCUCCAUCGCUUUCGGCGCCGCUCUAUGGGUAACUUUCAUCGGCGGUAUCAUCAUGUUCAAGAAUUUACCUAGGCAUCAAUUUGGUAAUUUGCAAAGCAAGAUGUUUCCAGCUUAUUUUGCAAUGGUUGGUGUUUGUAUUGCUGUUACAGUGGCUUCUUUUGGGUAUCUUCAUCCCUGGAAAACUUCUUCCACUGGUGAAAAAUACCAACUUGGUUUCUUGAUUUCUGCUCUUGCAUUCAAUCUUACUAAUUUGUUCGUCUUUACACCCAUGACCGUCGAGAUGAUGAAACAAAGGCAUAAAGUGGAGAGAGAGAAUAAUAUUGGAGAGGAAGUUGGGUGGUCAAAAAAUGUCGAAGUGGCAAAGAAAAACCCAAAGCUUGCAGCGAUGAAUAAGAAGUUUGGUAUGAUUCAUGGAUUAUCUUCCCUUGCCAAUAUCAUGUCAUUUGGAAGCCUUGCAAUACACUCUUGGUACUUGGCAGGUAAAAUUGAUCUCUGAUUCAGUUUUUGCCUCCCAUUCUAGUAGAGAUACUCGUCUAUGCAAUGCAAUUUGUGAAAUGUACUAUCAAAGCAUUACACGGUAUUGGUUUACCACGUGUAUCUUCUCUGAGAAAACAUAAUGUAAUAUGCAUGCAUAAUGUAAUCGUCUUAAUUCACAUGAAUAAAAUAAUUAGUCUCCGUACCUUUCUGUAGGCAAAGGUACCAUACAUUAUGGUAUAAAUUAUAUAAGGUAUCCAUUUGCUUUUUCUCA
Molecule: messenger RNA, 1053 nt
Organism: Trifolium pratense (red clover)
Lineage: Eukaryota; Viridiplantae; Streptophyta; Magnoliopsida; Fabales; Fabaceae
Product: transmembrane protein 205
Exons: 3
Coding region: 175-801 (208 amino acids)
Source: RefSeq, a predicted model, not a curated record